This is a messenger RNA of Dromiciops gliroides (monito del monte), 675 nucleotides long. Its product is annotated as serum amyloid A protein-like. Lineage: Eukaryota; Metazoa; Chordata; Mammalia; Microbiotheria; Microbiotheriidae. Bases 169 to 552 code for a protein of 127 amino acids. The record is from RefSeq and is a predicted model, not a curated record. Gene Ontology annotation, cellular component: extracellular region. The transcript is spliced from 4 exons.
AUCUCCCAAGUCAUAUUGUUUAUUUACCAAACUGGAUUCCCAUUUGUUCCUUUGAAUGAUGGACUGGGAUAAAUAAUAGCCCUCUCCUCCACUCAAAAGCUGCACUCUCCCCUCAGCUUCCCUAGGGAUCAGAGAGGAACAGAGAGAACACACAGCCCAUAUGACGCGAUGAAGUUCACUACAAUCUUUCUCCUCUUCUCCUUGGUCCUCUGUGUGAAGAGCCAGAAGUGGCUUUUUGAUUCUGCAAGAUUUGUGAAGCAGGCUGGUCAAGGUGCUGGGGACAUGUGGAGAGCCUACAGGGACAUGCGUGAAGCCAAUUAUAAAAAUUCAGACAAAUACUUUCAUGCCCGUGGAAAUUAUGAUGCUGCCCAGAGGGGACCUGGUGGGGCUUGGGCAGCUAAAGUGAUCAGUGAUGGCCGAGAAUUCUUCCAGGGUGGCAGCAGUGGCAGGGGCGUGGAGGAUUCCCGGGCAGACCAAUUUGCAAAUGAAUGGGGCAGGAGUGGCAGAGACCCCAAUUUUUUCAGGCCACCUGGUCUGGACCCCAAAUACUGAGCUGACUUCUUCCCUCCUCUUUUCCCCUCCUCAGCCCCACCCUCUUUGCUGCCUGGAUGGAACACGGGCACUUUCUGUGUGGACUAAUAUGUGUAUUCAAUAAACAUCCAAGUUAAGAACAAA